Messenger RNA from Betta splendens (Siamese fighting fish), 3617 nucleotides. RefSeq names its product acyl-CoA oxidase 1, palmitoyl (gene acox1). Bases 111 to 2096 code for a protein of 661 amino acids. Gene Ontology annotation, molecular function: FAD binding; fatty acid binding. Gene Ontology annotation, biological process: lipid homeostasis; very long-chain fatty acid metabolic process; fatty acid beta-oxidation using acyl-CoA oxidase. The transcript is spliced from 14 exons. Gene Ontology annotation, cellular component: peroxisome. The record is from RefSeq and is a predicted model, not a curated record. NCBI's taxonomy places the organism in Eukaryota, Metazoa, Chordata, Actinopteri, Anabantiformes, Osphronemidae.
GCCCCAUUUCGAGUUUUGCAGCCAGGAUCCACUUGUUUCAGGUUAGAAGGAGGUCAGAUAAGAAACACUACUUUUGCCGUAACGCUUCUUAGUGAAUAUCCCUUCCAGCCAUGAAUCCCGAUAUUAAGAGGGAGCGAGAAAACGCCACCUUUAACGUGGAGACACUGACAAACAUUUUGGACGGAAGCCCGCAAAAAACCAAGAGAAGACGUGAGAUUGAGUCGCUGGUUCUCAAUGACCCAGACUUUUGGGAGGACGACCCAAACUUCCUGUCCCGCAGUGAGCGCUACGAUCAGGCUGUAAGAAAAAGUGCCCAAAUGAUCCUGAAGCUCAGAGAAUAUGGCAUCUCUGACCCAGAUGAGAUCUACUGCUAUAAGAAUUUGAUUAACAGCCAUCACCACGAGCCCCUGGGUUUACACUUUGCCAUGUUCACCCCAACCCUGUCCUAUCAGUGUGAUCCUCAGCAGUCCAAGAAAUGGUUACCUCUGGCAAACUCCUUCCAUAUUUUGGGCACAUAUGCCCAAACUGAGCUGGGUCACGGCACACAUCUCAGAGGGCUGGAGACCACUGCCACAUAUGACCCAUCUACACAGGAGUUUGUCUUGAACAGCCCUACAAUCAGCUCUAUCAAAUGGUGGCCUGGAGGACUUGGAAAGACCUCAAACCACGCCAUAGUUCUAGCCCAGCUGUACACUCAGGGAAAGUGCCACGGUCUUCAUGCUUUUAUCGUGCCCAUCCGCGACAUAAAAACACACGAACCCUUGCCAGGCAUUGUUGUUGGUGACAUCGGCCCCAAGUUUGGCUUUAAUGAAAUUGACAAUGGUUUCCUGAAACUAGAGAAUGUGCGAAUCCCUCGAGAGAACAUGCUGAUGAAAUAUGCCAAGGUGGAGCCUGAUGGAGCCUAUGUGAAACCUCCAAGCUCCAAACUGACUUAUGGCACCAUGGUGUUCAUCCGCUCCUUGAUUGUAGGCACUUCAGCUAAGGCCGUCGCCAAGUCAAGCACCAUUGCCAUUCGCUACAGUACUGUCCGCCGUCAGUCUGAAAUCAGGCCUGGCCAGCCAGAACCCCAGAUCCUUGACUACCAGACGCAGCAGUACAAGCUUUUUCCUGUGCUGGCUAUGGCUUAUGCUUUCACUUUUGUUGGCCAGUACAUGACACAGACCUACCAGCGCAUUACUGGAGACAUUAAUGAGGGGGACUUCAGUGAGCUGCCAGAGCUUCAUGCCCUGUCUGCAGGCCUGAAGGCCUUCACCACAUGGGCAGCCAACUCCGCUAUUGAAGUGUGUCGCAUGUCGUGUGGCGGUCAUGGGUACUCUCGCAGCAGUGCCUUACCUGAUAUUUAUACUGAGUUCACCCCCAGUUGCACCUAUGAGGGAGAGAACACUGUCAUGAUGCUGCAGACUGCGAGGUACCUGGUAAAAAGCUAUCGUUUGGCCAAGAAUGGCCAGCAGCUGAGUGGGAUUGUUUCAUACCUGAAUGACGCAGGGCGUGGGAGGGUCCAGCCCCAGACUGUCUCAUCCAGACCCAUUGUGGUUGAUGUUAAUGACCUGAGUAGUCUGGUGGAAGUUUACAAACUACGGGCUGCCAUCCUUGUAGAGCUGGCAGCUAAAAACAUCCAGCAAGACAUGCAGCGCAGGAAGAGUGAGGAGGAUGCCUGGAACAAUAAUGCAAUCGAUCUAGUCAAAGCCUCAGAUGCUCACUGUCAUUAUGUUGUUGUAAAGCUUUUUACUGACAAGCUUGGGGAGAUUGGAGACACAGGAGUACACUCAGUGCUGUCAACUCUAGCUCUGCUCUACACUCUGCAUGGCAUCGCCCUGAACUCUGGAGACUUCCUACAGGCUGGACUGCUUAGUGUGCCCCAGAUGCUGCAGAUUUCUGUUCGUAUCAAGGACCUUCUCUCUCAGCUGAGACCAAAUGCUGUGGCACUUGUAGAUGCCUUCAACUUUACUGACAGGACUCUGAACUCCGUCUUGGGACGGUAUGAUGGAAACGUCUACGACAACAUGUACGAAUGGGCACGCCGCUCACCACUAAACUCUACUGAGGUCCACAAAUCCUUCCACAAGUACCUGAAGCCCCUGCGGGCUAAACUGUAAACUCAUCCCGGGUUGUGACACUUCAAGUUUGCUGCAUUUGUAGGAACCCAUCAUAUCAACCUAAUGAUGCCCGAAAUGUAGUAAUAGAAUUACAUUGUCAUGUUCUAAUGGAAAAUAACAAAUAUAUUUAGUAUUUCAAAUUUCCUUCUCUUUUCUACCUCUGCUACAUGCCUGUGAUUCAAGCAAGAUGUUGUUAAUCCUCCCCCCCAAACACACCUUUUUUUCCCAAGAACACAAUGUUAUCAUGAAUGUGAAUGUUUAUUAUGAAUACCUAAUUUUAGAGUGAAGAAACCAACAGCAAUGUCAACUGUCCAAUGACUAGAAGGACCAGUCUAUUUAAAAAUGUGUCACAAUUUUCAUAAGAUGAGGCCUUUAUUUGUUUUGUAGUUGAGGUGGUCCAAACAUCAUUUUAUACCUUUUUGAUAUUAUUAGUUAAAUCACUGUUGUACUGUUUUGUUAGUCAAUCUGUUAGGCUACAUAGACCUACUAAACAGAUUUCCACUACUUGAAACAUCUGCAUAUGUGCAUCAGUUAUGGUAACUGUAACAGUGUAGGCUUAUAAGGUGAAAGGUUGCCUGAGAAUCUUCAUGCUGCCUUUUUGCUCAACAGCACAGUCUGUCACAUCUGUGUCAUUGGCUGAUUCAGAUGCGUUCAGAUUUUUUGUCUCAAAUUCAGACAUAAUUCUGAUACGUCUGUAUGUCCACCUUACAAUGAAUAUGUUUAUACGAUAGAAAGCCUUUGAAGAAAAUAGUGUUGGUUAAGGAAUGUUAAGCGUGUGAAUAUCAAGUGUGAGGACAGUAGUGUCUGAAUGUCUAAAGGUUAUUUAAUAAGGCACUGCACUAUAUACUAGUGUGUGUGUGUGUGCGCGCGAAUUAGUAUUCUCCCUCCCUCCCUGCUGUGUGGGGCUGAUGUAUAAGUAAAAGCCAACGAUCUGAAUGAAUAAUUUUUAGCUGUUGCUUUCAAAAUUAACGAAAUAAAUUCAAUAUGUCCAAUUUUAUUAUGCUGUUCAAAAGUGAUAUUGAAAUUAAUCUAAAACAUGCAGACUGGAUCAUAUUUCUAGAUUAACGCUUUCUGUUAUUCUAUCAAAAAAUCGCUUUAGAGAGAAGCUUUACAAUUUCUUAUAGAACUGGUAGAUUUGUGCUUUUGGAUUAUUUCUUCUGUAAAACUGUGUUUUAUGUCUAAAUGAUACUAAGGCUGAUAAAUUCUAAGUUGCAACUAUUAACAUUCACAUUCAUGACUAGAAUGAUGAUAUGAUGAGACAGUUUAAUCUUAAGCUUCAUUGUGAACUGUAAAGACUUUGUGAGAUAAUGACAAUGUUUUCACAAAGCUUGUAGUAUUUCAUUACUGUGUUUAAUGAUUAUUAAUCUGCUGAUUUUGCUGUACAAGCAUGAUUAUGACAAAGGUAUUAAGCACAUUUGUAAUAAAUUAACUUGUUUCAUUGGAUAAAACAUUGAUUUCACACAACAUUUUAAUGGUUGGUAAAUAAUAGGUGAUGUAUAUUAAUAAAAAAAUAGUAAUUGG